UGGACAGGUUGAACCUGUACAGGUACAUAAGGUGCGGGGCGGAAGCAGCUGUUGAACGUUCUAUUUGGACGGACGGGGAAGAUUGGAAGACAAGGGAAGGAUUGUAGACUCCGGACCCCGGGAUCAGAUCAGACGAAGUUACAUGAAAACGGGUAUCAAGAAACAAAUUAGGAGACCCUCCUAUCUUUUCAAGAGUUGUAAAAAGCCUCCUCCGCCAGAAAGUUGGGUUGACUUGACUACAUGGCCUGACCAGCCUAGUGGUGGUCACCAAUUCCAUAAUGGCUACAGGCCAACCAAAGGUCCUUCAACUUGACCCUUCUCCGGAGAAGACUCAUCAUACCGGAACAGAGGUUGGCUUACAGGAGACUCCAGAGAAAAAGUUGAGUUCUGUUGGCUUCUAUGAACUGGAGGUUCCACACGCCUCGAAAAAGAAUGAAGCCACAGAGGAGACCAAGAGCACGGGGUCAGCCGAUGUGGAGACCAAAGAGGUCCUCUCCGAAGAAAAGGACUAUCUAGAUAAAGCGGAAGAGAAGACCACUCAAAGCGAUGCAUCUCCGGAAUACUUGGAUAAAGCAGAAGAGAAGACCACUCUUGACAUUGAAGACCAAAGCCUCGACUACUUUGACCAGACUGCACCCAGGUCAUCCGGACUCAACCACCGGCAUGGAAUCCUGUCUUGUCUUUGUAAAGAGUGCGUCGAAAAUUUGCAAAACAAACGCGAGGAGGUUAAAAAAACAACCGAUACCGACAAAGAGAUAAACGAUGAGUUCUUGCCUUGCGAGGACAGCGCUUCCAUCAAAUCCAACCGCAGCAAUAGGGAUUCGGAAAAAUCAAGACACACCAACUCCUACUCGGAGGAAGAAUGUACGGGCAACAGGUUAGAAGAUGCCCAAGUAACUUUACCGUACCCGGAAAAAUACCCGCCGCCAGAAUGCAUCACGAGACUGAGCAACGCCGGUCUGUAUGAACCCAACGAAGACCUGGGGGUGAGGAGCAGCAAAGCCGAAGAAGACAAGCAAUCACAAGUGGUCAGCGCGGCUUUCUUCGUACAACAUCCGGAUGAAAAGCCAUCCCAGCAGAAGAAGGUCCAGUUGGAAAUGGUGGACAUCGAAAAAGGGGAAACGGAAAGUGAGCCCCUCAUCCGUACCAUCCGAAGAACGGUAGACGAGGAGCCCCCGGAUCCGAGGAUCUGCCAGUGUAACAGGGGCUGCUUGAAGAUCGUUGGGUCCUUCGUCACCUCCAUGAUCGUGUUUCCGGCUUUCCUAUAUGCGGCCUACGCUUGGCUGCCGUUCGAUGCCCCACUGAUGCCGGACAUACCCACCAGACUCGUCUACACCCUGCGGUGUGCGUCUUUUGCCUCGUUCCCCAUCGUUCUCGGUGUCAUCAUCCAUGGAAUCUCACGUCUCUGUGCCUCCUCCUAUGACCCGUUUAAACCCAAAGAGCGUGAGGUGACCAUACACCGGCGGUUUGUUAAGCAAGGAACGUUUCUAUUCGUCCUCUACUUCUUCAACCUCUCUGUGCUGGCCACCUACCUGCCCCAGGACCACCUGAAGUUUAUCCCGCUCCUCACCUGCCUCUUUACCCUUGCUCAGCUUAUCUACUGGCUGUCCUUCGCCGUCAGCCGAUCGUUCCGUGGUUUCGGCUAUGGCUUGACGUUCUUUCCUCUCAUCGCCAUGAUGUUCAGCAACUUUUACUUCAUGUUUUUGGUGGAGCCAGAAAAGAUGAUUUUCCUGGGAAGUAGAAACGUGCCCCAAAAUUAGCAAAUGGAAUGACUGCACACCUUGGGCAGCCAAUGGAGACACUCCCAGCAUCAUAAAAUGAAUACCUCCUUUGGCUCACGUUGGAUCUUUUAUAUCUACCGUCUCCUUCUUCUGAUGUUACAUAUCUAAAAAAAAAAGACUAAGGGGGUGUAUUUAUUAAAAAAAAAAAUCACCCUGCUCACCCUCUGUGAAACUGCCAUGUACAUUUGUUCCAUGGGAAUUGAGGAAAAAUCGAAUGCUGUUAGGAUAUUUCAUCUCCAGUUCGAAUGUUAUGCGUUCAUAAUGAAAACAGGAAAAUACGGCAUUAUGGCCACUAGAUGGAGCUAAAGUUCAUAGGCAAAAAAUGUAUAUUUACGAUUUCCGUCAGCUCCAUCUAGUGGCCAUGGUGUGGUAUUUUCCCAACCCAUCAAAUCCGACUGAAUUUUGUUUUUAAGGCUUUAUUUGAAAAAUUAUAUUUUAUAUGAAGAAAUUUGGACCUGAGGCUCUGUACUUGAAAUUCAACACUUUACUUUAAAAGCCCAAUUGAACUUACAGUUUAAAGAAGAAGUCUUCUCUGGAAUAUAGACUUACUUGCCGCUCUAGUGAAUCACGUUUAACCCCUUUAUGGCUGCCCAACACAUAUGUGCAGCGGCAAAGGGGUACAAUUUAACACCCAACUGCCGUCCAUAUGUGCCGCUGGGCAGCCAAGGGUCAUGUGCUGAGAGCGCGCUCCUUGUGCACUUUCAGCACAAAGACAGAAGUGUUGAAGACAGCUCUCAGCCAGAGUUAAAUCAGUAGCCAGGGGACUGACUCCUGAUCAUGUGACCACUGUGGUCAUAUGUUCGCUGAUCCUUCCUGCCCCCCCAGGUGUUCAGAAGUCUUUAAAGGGGGGAAGGAGCUAAGCAAUAAUUUAGCAUGAGAAACGAAUUGUUGAACUAUUGCAAAGAAAAGAAC
Molecule: messenger RNA, 2693 nt
Organism: Rana temporaria (common frog)
Lineage: Eukaryota; Metazoa; Chordata; Amphibia; Anura; Ranidae
Gene: TMEM79
Product: transmembrane protein 79
Exons: 4
Coding region: 279-1760 (493 amino acids)
Biological process (GO): regulated exocytosis
Cellular component (GO): trans-Golgi network membrane; lysosomal membrane
Source: RefSeq, a predicted model, not a curated record